This is a messenger RNA of Nycticebus coucang (slow loris), 114 nucleotides long. Its product is annotated as dolichyl-diphosphooligosaccharide--protein glycosyltransferase subunit 4-like. Gene Ontology annotation, cellular component: oligosaccharyltransferase complex. Lineage: Eukaryota; Metazoa; Chordata; Mammalia; Primates; Lorisidae. The coding region runs from base 1 to 114 and encodes 37 amino acids. The transcript is spliced from 2 exons. The record is from RefSeq and is a predicted model, not a curated record.
AUGGUGACACGAAGACAGCUUGCCAUCUUCCCCAACAUGCUGGGUAUGUCUCUCUUGUUGCUUAUCAUUCUCUAUCACUAUGUAGCCAUCAAGAAUCCUAAGAAGCAGAAAUGA